AUGCCGCCGGAUCGGUACAAUUCAAUAGCGGAGGGGUUUUUACGGGACACCGGUUUUUAUUAUGUUUCACAGAUUGGAGUUGUCCAAUGUCAGGCGGCAUUGGUUAAUGCUCUGAUUGAGAGAUGGCGCCCCGAGACUCACAGCUUCCAUUUUCCGGUUGGUGAGUGUGCUGUGACACUGGAGGAUGUGGCGUUAAUUUAUGGUCUUCCGACGAAUGGUUUGCCAGUUACGGGACCGACACUGAGUAGUUAUGAGGCGUUAGAGGCUGAAUGCUUGGAUCAGUUUGGUGUUGCACCUAGGCAGGCAGACUGUAGGGGAAGUUUCAUCAAGUUGACGUGGUUUCGAGCAUUGAAGGAUCGGUUAGUGUUGGUUGAUGAUAUCCAGAUUCAGAGGUACGUGAAGUGCCACAUAAUGUUAUUGUUUGGAACCGUUCUGUUUGGAGAUAAGUCUGGAGCAGGGGUGCACUGGAAGUUUCUCCCAUUACUCCGUAACUUUGCCGGGAUAAUACAGUACAGUUGGGGUUCGGCAUGCCUGGCACACCUGUACAGAGCUUUGUGUAGGGCAACUCGUGUCGACUGUAAGGAGAUUGAUGGUCCGUUGACACUCUUGCUUGCCUGGGCAAACAGUCCGGUCCGGUCGAACCAACCAACCCUGUCCCAGUGUCUGCCCCGGUAG
Arachis stenosperma is the source of this 675-nucleotide messenger RNA. RefSeq names its product serine/threonine-protein phosphatase 7 long form homolog. Gene Ontology annotation, biological process: meristem development; meristem maintenance. The transcript has a single exon. The record is from RefSeq and is a predicted model, not a curated record. The coding region runs from base 1 to 675 and encodes 224 amino acids. NCBI's taxonomy places the organism in Eukaryota, Viridiplantae, Streptophyta, Magnoliopsida, Fabales, Fabaceae.